Molecule: messenger RNA, 864 nt
Organism: Aspergillus luchuensis
Lineage: Eukaryota; Fungi; Ascomycota; Eurotiomycetes; Eurotiales; Aspergillaceae
Product: ankyrin repeat domain-containing protein
Exons: 2
Coding region: 1-864 (287 amino acids)
Molecular function (GO): protein binding
Source: RefSeq, a predicted model, not a curated record
AUGUCACAUCCAUUUCAGGUGCUGGGGGAGGCUAAUAAGCCCUUCUUGGAGAGCUGCCGUCACGGUGAUUUGGCCCAAAUUAAGAAACACCAGGAGGCCAAGGCUCUAGACCGAGAGCUUCUGACCAUGGGCUUGAGGGAAGCUGCCCAGGGCGAUCACAUCGACACUAUGCGCCAUCUACUCAAUGCUGGCGCCAAACCCCAGUCUCCCAGCGUCGUGGAUGAAGUACACUCGGUCGAGGCAGUCAAGGCCUUGCUAGAACACGGUCUUACUUUUGAGACUCGGCUACACCCCCUUAAUACGGUGCCACUUGUACACCUUGUGAAGAGGGACGAUGUACGGCUCGUUCACUGGUGCCUUGAACAAGGUGCCGACCCCACCUUCGGCUGCCCGAAUGCCCAGUCAUUCAAUGACCUUGAAAAGCCUGAUCAGUCUCCUAAGAAGGGCUCAGGGGCAGUUCUUGGUAUGGCCUCCCGCCGAAGUAGCCCGGAGAUUGUUGACCUCCUUCUCGAUCAUGGUGCCAAUAUCCACAGCAGUAAUGUGUUACAUUAUGCUACAUGUAGGAAGGAUGGACGAGCCUUACCAAUCAUGGACCACCUGCUACGGCGUGGGGCCGACGUGAAUGAAUUUGGCUAUCCUGCAUUCCUACAUUUCGGCGGCACUCCCCUUCAUGCGGCCAGCUACCAAGGAAAUCUUCCGGCCGUGAAGUGGCUCCUGGAGCAUGGUGCAGACCCCGGCGUGGAAGACGCCCAAGGUAGUAAGCCGCUUGAUCUAGCAGCUUUAGAGGAGGAAGACGAAAUAUGUGAUGUUAUAUAUGAAUGGACACGAUUGGACGACACUGGCAAGGCUGACUACCGGCGGUAG